Kockovaella imperatae is the source of this 2947-nucleotide messenger RNA. RefSeq lists its product as hypothetical. Gene Ontology annotation, cellular component: mitochondrial outer membrane. Gene Ontology annotation, biological process: mitochondrial fusion. The record is from RefSeq and is a predicted model, not a curated record. Gene Ontology annotation, molecular function: GTPase activity; GTP binding. NCBI's taxonomy places the organism in Eukaryota, Fungi, Basidiomycota, Tremellomycetes, Tremellales, Cuniculitremaceae. The transcript is spliced from 3 exons. The coding region runs from base 192 to 2816 and encodes 874 amino acids.
CCCAUCCCAUCGUAACGUUAUACUCCGACCACGCCCGAACAACCUGAACAUUACCAUUCAAGGGUGCAUCAUCGACCUCGCGUCUUCUCUUGGGCCCAUAGAUUGACUCAGCGACCCUCAAUGGACUUCUGAGAACCCAAUCAUUUCGGCACGCACCAUCGCCUGAGACUGAGUGACUCAUCACAUCACAAAUGCAGCCUUUUCACGCUCCUUCAAGAUCGGCGUACACGCCCUCUGUUCAAGAUGACUCGACUCACGUGGAGAAGGAGUCUCAGAAUGGCUCCGAAUUCGCUUCUCGACUCGCUCGAGAAGCGGCAGAUGGUGUUGUGAGGGAUUAUGAAGAGAAAAGAGACAGGUUGGACAAGGCGAUCGAGCAAUCUGAAUAUCUCGUCGCUGGACUCAAAAACUUCAACCGAGACCAGUGGCCUGUGAGAUAUCCCAGCUUGAAACCAGCAGAGGGAUCAAGCUCAAGCGGCUCUGCCCGACCCACCCAUCGUCGAACUCUGACUUAUGCCGAUGAGCCGACAAAAUCUGUAGAUGUCGUCAUUGAGCACACACCCGUUUCUCGUCAAGCAGUUCGCAGAGCAUUGACAACCGUCAACUCGUCUACCCCAGCAUCUCCCUCCUUCCCUCCUGUGGAUGCAUCCACGAACCACUCAACGGCAAGCGAUGAUUUCUCCGUGUUGAAACUGGACCUCAAUCUCGGAGCGACUCGUCACGCCAAGACCCUCAUCACACAUUUGGAAAAAUCUUCCAUCUCUUCUCUGCUUGACAAUCGCCUAUCAGCGUCAUUGGACCAUCUCAGCUUGCUCCGCAAGCGUAUACAUGAUGCUCAAUCACGAGUGCUCGUCACUGGAGAUCUCAACGCUGGAAAGUCGACUCUUGUUAACGCUCUGUUGCGGCGUCCAGAGGUCAUGCCGACCGACCAACAGCCACUCACUACACGGUUCGUCGAAGUUGUCAGCGCGAGGGAGAAUGGAGAUGUGGAGGAGAUCCACGUCUUGGAUCAAGGGGAUAAAUAUGAACCCUCGGACAAAUCCACAUAUACCGUUCAACCGAUCGACAAGCUCGAAGCAAUCGUAUCUGAUGAAGAGAGCGAUGCCUCAAGCCCUCCUCUCCGUGUCUUUCUCCGAGACCACUCCGAAGGCCUGAGCAACCCGUCGAUCCUGCACAACGGCGUCGUGGAUAUUUCCCUAAUUGAUGCGCCUGGCCUCAACAGAGACUCGAUCAUCACGACCGCCAACUUUGCUCGCCAGGAAGAGAUCGACGUAGUUGUCUUUGUCGUCUCUGCUGCCAAUCACUUCACCCUUUCAGCCAAGGAGUUUAUUUGGCAAGCAGGUCAUGAAAAGGCUCAUCUGUUUAUCGUGGUCAACAGAUUCGACCAGAUCAAGGACAAAGAGAAGUGCCGCCGAAUCGUCCUGGAGCAGAUCAAGCAGCUCAGCCCAAAGACAUACGAGGAUGCGGCAGAUCUCGUACACUUUGUCGACUCGGCUAAGGUGGCCUUGGGCAUCAACGACGAGGACGGCGAUGAGAUUGACGAGACAUUUUCGUAUUUGGAGCACUCGCUCCGAUCAUUCGUCUUGGUAAAUCGGGCAAAGUCCAAACUCGGCCCAGCUCAGAACUACGUCACACAUCUUCUGGCAGAUGUCGAGCUUUUGGCUUCAGCGAAUGUUCUGGUCGCCAAGCAAGAGCGCGAGGCUGCUCGUAACGAAUUAUCUCGAGUCAAGCCAGAGCUUGAGACCCUUAACAAGAGCAAGGACGGUUUGGAGGAGAAUCUGGUCAACGAGGAGGAGCGCGUGACAGGAGAGGCAGCAUCGAGGAGCAAACAAGCGAUCCAGCGAGGUUUGGAGCGAAUCAGCCGGGGGGAAAUGGCCGCACCGGCACCUCAUCUGGAACUACCUCCCUACCCCGGUCUCCUUGGGGUCUGGGACUAUGCUACAGAGGUGAAACGGGUCAUGCUCGCUUCUCUCGAUUUUGUCGUCUCGCUCGCCGAAAGUGACGCUCGGAAGCUCACAACACAAGGUGUCGACACCAUUUUUGACAUCGGUGACAAGUCAUUGCCUUUGGAUGUGGAGCGUUCCAACCGAGUGUUCAACCCCAACGCCAUGUUCUCGACUAGAAUAAAACCUUCGCGUCGAAAUUCUGGAGUUGCGCAAGUUGGACUUGGACUCGCAAAGCAACCCAAGCUGGCCGAUGUCAACCUGUCCGACAUUCUAGAUAUUCAGCAUCAUCUAUUCCUCGCUCGAUCGACACUCCCGUCUCAAACCCCCCAAAGCUCAGAUUUAGUUUCCUUCUCUCCCGAGACGAGCCUUGGUAUGGCGUCUCUGGCAGUGGGUGCCUUCUCGCUCGUCGGCAACAAGUCUGGCAUACGAUCUUUAGUGGAGAAUGUGGUUCAUGUCUCGGAGCUCGCUUCCAAUCCAUCUGCAAGGAAAUGGAUCGCGCCCAUCAUCGGGGUGAUGGCAGCUGGAGCGGUCGCCUACGUGAUUUACGAACUUCCUCGCUCCAUCCCUCGCAAUGUCGGACGUCAUCUACACGCUACGCUGUCUGUUACGUCUGGAGCGGAAGAGAGCGACGCGUCUUUGAUACCUCUUCCUGAAGCAGUCUCUAGUCGAAUCAGUGGAGAAGUGCGCAAAGUCAUGCGUAUCGGCGCUUGGGACCUUCGAGAGAGAUUCAGAAAGGCCGUAGAGACUCGCGCAGAGGUGGUGAAAAGCAGCGAGGAGGCGGACCGUAAGGCGGGUCUGGCAUUGAGCCAGUUUGAAGAUGUCGACAAGAGGAUCGGAGCGAUCAGGGAGAUCAUGGCGGAUCUAAAGGUGUAGAAACCGAAGGAGGGCGAGCGCCUUGAAAAAAUAACCACUGCUCAAAGAGAUAUUGAGAGACAUUCUUAAUUCGUGUAUGUUGCCUACUGUUUUGCUUGGCUCGCGAUGCCACUCCUUCAUGUAUCAUAAUG